AUGGCUGCAGAUGCGUCGCAAAGGAAGGCUCUGAGAUACCAACAGACCCUGGUAGGUCUUUCUCAUAUCAUCCUGCACCUGCACCUGCCCGCCCGCCCGCCUGUCUGCCGUCUCUUACAAAUGUCCUUGUCAUGCUUCUCCACCUGCUUCUCCUUCAUCUUUCUAGCUACUUGUUUUCCAUCCAUCCUUCGCUGUUACUCAUUCACUCUCUAACCUUUCAGUUCUCCUCUUCCGCAACUCCUCUCGGGUCAUUUAUUUUCAUCAGCGGCAUUCUAGUCCACCAGCAGUUCUCUCUUUGUCUCCUCCUCCGUUAUGCUCACUUCUUGGACAAGAUUUAUGCAACUUAAUGUCAAGUUUAUUUGCGCAGCCUUCAGAAACAUUCACAGUCUGUGCCGGCUUCACACCGCCCACUCUGUGAAACACUGAAGGCGAUAAAUGGAAAGUCAUCCCUGCAGUAAUCAAGCGUUUUAUUACUUAUUUAUUUAUAUUUCAAGCUCUAAUCUUUUAUGUAAUCUUUAUUUUUUUUUAACUUUGCUUGGGAACAGUUUUUGGUUUGUGCUAUUUGCUCCUAAGCUGCAGCCUUGUAAAGUCAUUGCUGUUUUCAUGUGUUAGUGGAUAUAAAUACCUAUAUAUAGGAAACCUGAGCAGACAGGUUAGAAGUACAUGUCGAGAUGAAGUCAUGUCUCCAUAUCCCCCGCUUCAUCUGUUUAAAUGCUCAUCCAGUGUGAAGGACGUUCCUCCCAGGAGCAUCAUGUCUGCCUCUUUUUCUGUUUCAGUCAGACCUGCUCUAUGGACAUAUGACUCAGCAUCAGAUUGAUUUGAUGCAAAGUUACAGAUAAAGGUCAGUUGAAUGUGAGUUAUAAUACAAGAAAAUGACAGAUACAUGAGCAACAGAGUUUAGAGCAGCUGGGGUGUUUGUAUGUGUUAGAGCAGCCUGAGCAACCGACAAAGUGAGGAAGAGAGGUGACAGUGUCUUUCCUUCACCCGCAUGACUCCUCUGAGAGCGGCCCAAGUCAAAUCUCUGGUUCUCAUGAAGCCACCCUCUGAGGACAACUGGUCAGAUAUAAAUAAGAAAUCUCAAUCGUACCUACUGGCUUUAUGUCUCCAUGCAAAUCUCACAACUCAGAGGUGUGAAAACUGACGGAGUGUGUGUGUGAGGGAGAGGGAGAGAGAGAGAGAGAGGAAAUUAGAGCCUUAGAGGAUUUGAGGAGUUUAUGUGCAGAGCUGCUAAUAGAUCAUACAAAUAUCAUUUGUUUAUUGAUCAGUAGCAGUGUCUAUUUUCGGGUUAAAGUGUUCUCCAGGUGCUGUGAAGCUACGACUGCAGAAGAGGCUUAUUAGUAAAAGGGCUGAUCUUUGUUGGAUUAGUUCACACAUGUUUGAAGUAGUUCAAGUGGAACAAAAAUAUGUCCUAACUGCAUUUGAAGAGUAAAAAUCUAUAGUACUGGUUUGUUACACACCUAAAUGUAGCCUUGUGUGGUUUAAUGUUUAGCUUUAUUCUAACACAUUAAGAGACUGAAAAAUUAGUUGAUGAUUUACAAAUAUAAAUAAGACCUAUUAAAUGUCAGUUGAAAAUCAGUUUGACAAGAUCCCUUUGACAAGUCUGUGAAUAUUCUCAGUGGAUUUACUGGUGAGUAAUGUUUUAAUGAUAACUUUAUGGAAAUUGGGGAUUUCUUUGGAAGGUGAAUUAUUAUUAAUUGAAAGUUUUUUAAUUAAUCAAAAUAGUGCUGAGAUUGUUCAGUUUGCCUCAUUUGGACUUACUUAAAGCUCAUGUGAAAAACUCUGGGUUUGCAGUGAUUUUGGCUCCCCUUGUACCUCUUCUCUCUUCUCUGUUUUCAUUGUACAUGUGUUUUAUGUGUUUUAUGACAAAAAAACUUAUCCUGCUUUCUUAUGGCACUCAAAUCUCUCAAUCACGUCAAAUCUUUGCUUUGUAAAAUGUUAAAACAAAAAUACAGUUUGCAACCCCAUCUGACUUUGUAAGCCCCUCGCAGCAAUUUAAGAAGUCAGUACGAUACAGGAAUAAUGAAUGUUGACGCUGAUGUUUGCCUUUGUAGGUCAUAGAUAGACAUACUGUAGGUUGUAGUUAAAUUUUUAUUCAAAGCCAGCAAAAAUCUCCUCACAGGAGCUGUAAAGAAGGUCUACAUUUUCACAUUUUUAUAAAUUGCUGAAUUUUAAAAGUUGUCGGUACUUAGUCACAUUUUCAUUAUAUUUGAAAAUUACUUUGUUUUGCAUUUAAAAGCAGUUUUUAAUCCACAUUGAUAAAGUAAAGCAAUUCUUGCUAAUGUCUCUAUUGCAAUUAAAUACGCUUAAUGUUCUAAACCUUGAGAUCAGUUUUCCUACAGAUGCUGCACUUCAAACACCAGAGUGGAUUAGAACAUUGUUAGUGAACCCGAUCUCUUUGUCUUCAUCUUUUACAUCUUCCUCCUCUUCUUCAUUUUCCAACUACUGCAUUUCCCAUGGCCGCCUACAAAUCCAAAAACAAGUAUGGCCCUUACUAUUUUGUCUGUGUAGAAAUAGGGGGGUACAAGAUGGGAGACUCACCGAAACAGGAUUUUGUCUUCCAGGCAAUUAUACACUAAUCUAAACAUGCUUUAUACAUUUCUGCUAAGUCUGUUCUGCUAAAUGCUCCAAAAAGCUACACACUGUACCUUUAAUAAAAUAUGACACUAGGUUCGCAUUACUUUCCAUUUGUCAACUAAGCCUAAACUGGGAGCAUUUUUAUAGUGAUAUUAUGUACUACUUAUAAUCACAGUGGUAUUGCACCAACAGGAAGCAGGAAUAUCCUGCAGCAAUAUAACUACAGUGAGUCAAAAGGGACAAAAUAGCAAAUGGAAACAAAAAAGGGUUGAUCAUGUCCCUUAAUAAUAUUGCAAUAAAUGUGGUAAAGCUGACAGCCUUGAUUCUUGAGAAACAGUGAUCAGCUGAUGUGCAGCAACAACAACUAUAAUGAUAAAAAUGAUAAUAAUAAUAAUAAUAAUAAUAAUAAUAAUGAUCUUUAUUGAUAGAGUACUUAGCAAAGCAACAAAAAAAGGAAAAAAAUAAAUAAAUAAAACCAAUUGAACCAUUUUUAAUGGACAUGGCCAGCUUGGAUCAUAAUAUAAUUACCAUGUUUGAGGAAAGUCAGGUCAGUGUAAAAGACAUUCAAGGCUUUCUGAUUCAAAUAUGAAUGAGCGCGCUGAAUCAUUAAACCAACAAUAAUAAGAGGAAUAACUUUAUUGAUUCUCGAAGGGAAAUUCAACUGUCUGUUGUCUCAUUUGUCGUGUCUCUGAAAGUCAUCUACUAUUUACAGAAGAGUUGUACAGUCUGGUGGCUGUGGGUACAAAAGAUCUUAUAAAUCUUUCUGUCCUGCAGCGAAGAGAGAGGAGCCAUCCACCACCAUUGGCCCUUUGGUGCAUUAAAGUGCUGUGAAGUGGGUGAUCCCUGUUCUUUAGAAUAGAAAGAUACUGUCUUAAUAAGAUACCACAUCUUUGUUUUUGUUGCAUGGCCGACACUUAAGAACAACAUUUCAGUCACAGCUGACGCUCUCAAAAACUUUCUGUUGGUGGUGUUGCAUAUUCAUGUUCAGGAAACUCUCGGAAAUCCUUGAGAAAUAGUUGACCUUAAAAAUAAAUAACUGAGGUCCACUUAGCAAGAUUUCCAAAGAGGAUUCUACCUCAGCCUGUCAGCCUCUUCUGGGCCGCAGAUCACCUCAGCAGUGAAUGCUCGCUGGGUUUGUAAAGUUGUGUUAAUUGCUUCCAAGUCACACGGCUGUUGUUGACCUCCGACCUUAACAAGAAGGAAGUGCCCUCAGUGGAUUUGUGUGACACUGACAGAAGGCUGCAAGAGCAACGAGCUGUGUGUGUGCGCGCAUACCACAUGUUUGUGCUGCCUUUUAUAAUCUAGCGAGUGUUACAUUUUAUCCAGAGGAUAUGGUUAAAAAGUGAGGUUGUAUGAGGAGACGGGUUUUGGUUUGUGCGAAUGUCAACAGCAGUGAAAUAGAUCUCAUAAGUCUCAAAUGUUACAGGCUACUAAAAGGGAUUAUGUUCACCUGGCAAAUGUCUCACGGUCUGGAAUGACUGGGAUGUAGACGAUUAAGCCAUUAAAUUUCAUACGAUAUCACAGUCACCUGACGCGUCUUAGCGGUUACAGAGGUAGCUUCAAUGUAAUCAUGAAAUUGUUAGGAGUCGCAUCAAUAGCUACAAAAUGAAACACCUUGUAAACACUGUGAAAUAGUGUCAAUAACUUAUCAUUGUUUUGUGCAAAGGUUAAAGCCCCCCCAUCUGUCUGAACGACAGCCCUCAUGGGAGAGAUGAGCUGAAAGAGACAAACAGAGUGAGAGGGAGAGGUGCGGAGAAGUGUGUCAGUGAACAUUGGGUCACACUGCUGCUAAAUUUGUCCACGAGUAAGGUUUCACCUCAGGGGCGGGGGGGUUGGAUGGAUGGGGACAAGGGUUGGUGAGGGGAAAGUUUCAGGGGGAAGAGUGAAGGAGGAAGGUGCAAAGCUGCACUCAAGGGUUCAGCCAUAGGUGAGAAAGAUUGGAAGGAGAAGUAAAAGGAAGGCUGUUUGUGGCAGCGCUGGGCAGAAAAGUAAGAUCUCUAAGGUGUGUUGGACUCCCAGAGCUUCACAAUCAGUAAAACAGAAAAAAAAGUUUCAUUUUCCUAAAACAUCUCAGGGCACAGAAACAUUCACUCAUGCACUUAAGCUUUGACCAAAACUAGAAGGUAAAUUUGAAUUUUCAUCAAAGUUCGAGAAACUUCAGGUUUUUUCCCACCUCCUUGUGGAGUUGCACAGGUAUGCUUUCCUGCUUUGUAUUCAUCGAAGACCUGCAUUUUUGGGAUAAUACCCUGGUUCAAAAAAAAUGUGGCUGAAUAUUUUGGACACUUUUAGUCAGAGAUGUAAUUUUGCUUCUUUGUUAGAUAGUUUGGUUGCCUGUUUUCUAUUCAAGCAAACACAGAAACUAGAAAUCCAAUCUUGAAUAUCUGGAAGAAAAGCUCAUUUUGUCGCUGCACCAAACUGCAUUCAAAAGCGAUGACAAUUUGCAACAGCUGCGCGCCUUUUUCACGCUAUAAACUUAUCUCAGAGAAAUAAAGAUAAGGUCUGAAAUCAGCAAUCAAUCCUCUUAGGCACUGAUAAAACAACAUGCCGUUUUGUAGUUCAGGUUUCAGCGCCCUGGUAUAAUGCAUGUUGGCUCACUGGCUUUGCUUGCCAGGACGCUGAGAGGGGGCAAAGCAGGAAUAAGCAGUCACAGCUGUGCUUUCGAGUAAUAUGAUUCAGGUAUGACCAGAGGCCUUUGCAGCCUGUCAUUCCCUUUCUUUUACUGUAUUUCCAUCACAUCUUUUUAUUGACACUUUAACCUUUUGGGGCUUUUCAGGCUGAAUGGAGCAGAUGCAUUUUUUUUUCUACCUGCUUAAGUCACUAACAGGAGGUCUGAAUCAGUUACCCUAUUGCAAAUUAAGGUAAAUUCAGACAUAUUAAAGAUCACUCUGACGAUGAAGGGUUAAUACUAUAAUAUGUUAUAUUUCGAUGAUCUGUUAUUUCUUUCCUGGUCAAAAAUAUAUUUGUGCUCAUAAACAAAAAACUAUGACACUGUAAACUGAACUGGAGCCUAGUCAGGCUUUAGUAUAGCAUGCUAUCUAUGCAGAAGGCACUUAAAGUACAGUACAGUAUUAUCCAGCCUGUCCCAAACAAUGUUAAUAUGGUUAUGGUCUCUGCUCACUCAGCAGGUAUCAUAUUCGUACCUUAAGCUUGAGCCCUGCCUGCCUGCUGGUAUCAUUUAUGAUCCGGCUGCAGGACUCUGCUAGAUUGGCCUCUGGACCGAAAAUCCACCCAACUGAAUUAAGAGCUGCUGACAAUUUAUUGUCAAGCCUCAAGUGUCUGUAUUAACCUCUACAGCUUCCCCUUCACUGUGUGUGUGUGCAUGCAAACGUGUGUGUGUGUUCGUGCAUGUGUGUGUGUAUGUGUGUAUGCCCUGGCCAUACCUGUGGGUCACUGAGGUCUGUACUGUAUGGAGGCAGGUAGCAGGUACAGUCUGAGUCCGUCACACUGGUCAAAGACAGAAAAGGACAGAUGUAAGAUAAAGAUAUCAACAUAAGGUUUAUUAAAGACGCACAGGAAGAAAGAGAGCAGAGCAGAGAGCUGCUGGAGGAUCAGCUGGAAAGAUGAGGGAGCGAAUCAACACUUUUGAAACUGUUCUGAAUAUUGAUCAAUUUCUGGUAAGAUUAAUCAUCUCUUAUUUGAAGUGUUUUCUCUCUGAUGUUUGCCUGGUUAUUGUAAGCCAAGUUCAUUAAAUAGAUAUUCAUUUACUGUUUUAAAAUGUACUUUAAAAGUGACAUUUCAUGUUGCGGCAUAAAUCAUUUUUUAUUACAUGUGAACUACUUCAAGGAGGGAUUUAUGCAGGUGUUUUUUUACUCCAGUACUUGGUGUAAAGUCGACUCAUUCAUAAAACAUGAAUCAGUUUGUUUUUUUCUUUUAGCCUUAAUUAGAACAUGGCACCGUGUAUGGUGUCUAGACAAGGCAUAGAAAUGUCUUUGUGCUGCUUAAUUAGUGUAUUCAUAUGGAGAGACGAGUGCUUGUGAAGCGUGUGUGAGCGUGUGCACUAACAGAGCAAGUUGUGUGUGUGUGUGUGUGUGUGCGUGCGUGUGUGUCAAGGGGGGGGUAAUCUCCUGAUCUCUCUGUCAGUGAGUGGGUCAGAUUUUAUCAUUAACCUUGUGUUAUGGGACAGGCCUAUAUUGUUGUAAGGCCUCACACACACACAGACAUUAAUCUAGCAUGCUCAUAAAAUGCACAAACACAAACUUUGCAUGCUUAAGGAGCAGCGUAAACACUCAGACAUAUUUAUGAAUAUGCAGUGCUGACUCUCUCUCAUGAGGGGCACAGGAAUGCGUGAUUAUUUUUUUAAUUAAGUCCCAAAGUCACACUGCCCUUCAACCCUGGCGUCUAUUGGCAGCUCUCACUAAAGCUCUCCUCUUUUUCUCCCCGCUGGCCUGAUUAUGUUUUUGUUGUUUUGUCUGUUUUCGCCUCUGAAAUUUCAUGUGUUUUACAGUCAUGCCACCUCGUUCAAGUGAGCUCAUAAAGGGCAGCUCCAUGGAUGAAUUCACAGCUCUUUGACAGCUGAACCAGCAUAAUUCAUCACAGGCUUUGUAUUCCUAACAGACCUGAGGGAGGAAUGGUUUGCAUUUUUCCAUUUUCCUCAUCCUAAGAGACUCGCAAUGCGCACAACAUUAGAAGAUGUAGCUCUAACAGCAAAGCACAAGAAGUGUAAUAAUGAGUUGUGCGAGUGUCAGAGCUGCACAGUAACGCUUGACUACUUUCAUGUGCCCGCAGAGACGGGAAAGUGCAGGAAAAUAAUCAGGGCCACCAGGGGAGGUGGAGAGGAACUUGCUGAGAGUGAAUUAGUGUGAACAGAGAGGAGGUAUGGGGCUGAUGUUUCCUCCUGUGCUCUUGUUUUGGAGUGGGAAGGUCGCUCCCCCAGUUAGAGAGUCAAAUAGUGGCAGCUGGAUGUUCAAAAGCGUGUGAAAGUUGGGAAGUCCUGGUUGCUGAUGUCAUUCUAUAGUACAAGGUUACGUGGUGGCUCUACUGUAGACACAAGGUUGAGAGAUGAAGACAGAAAAGUCAUCAGACAUGAAUUUAUCUGAGCUUCCAAAGCCUCUCUCACGCUGUCAGUUGUUUGUCCUCUAUUGCCUCCAUCUUACCUUGUGAAAUUGAUUACCUCUCCGAUGAGUCAGCUGUUAUGAAUACUUUUAAUGGUUUAUAAGGAUUGUUUUAGAUCCUUAUAAAUGCAUUUAUUAGGUUUUAUAAAUGUGCUAAGAUGCAUUGUAAGGGGCAGAUUUAUAUAAAGUAUAACCACAAAACCUCGACCUUUUUGUUUAAAACUGGAGUAAUGUGAGAGAAAAAAUUUGGGGUAACACUUUACUUGACGCCUGUCUCUAUAACGCAUUAUAAAUAUAUGUAUAAUGCAUUAUAAUCACGUUAUAGAACUGUAUAACUACAGUUAUAAACACUCAUAAAUGAUCAUAAUGCUUUAUAGCAGUAAUCAUAACACACUAUAAAUCAUUUUAUCAUGACUUAUAAGGUCAGGUAUUAUGAUGUGUUAUAACUGUUAACAACUCACUGACAAUGCCUACAUAGAUAAUGCAAUAUACAUGUAUUUAUUAUGUGUUAUAACUAUCUUAUAAACUUGUAUAACUCUCAGUAUAAACACUUAUUAAUUAUCAUAAGGCUUUAUAACAAUAAGCAUAACACAUUAUAAUACCUGACCUUGUAAGUCGUGUUAAAAUGCUUUAUAAUGUGUUUUGAUUAUUGCUAUAAAGCAUUAUGAUCAUUUAUGAGUGUUUAUAACUAUAGUUAUACAGUGCUACAACGUGAUUAUAAUGCAUUAUACAAAUAUUUAUAAUGCGUUAUAAAGAUAGGCACCCAGUAAAGUGUUACCAAAUUUUGUAACAAAAAUGAAGUUAAACAUCAGAGGAAUGAAAAAAUAGUUUAAAAGGAGAAAAUAUAUACUCCUGAUGUCUUGUGCUCCCAAGCUCGACAUCAUCUUGUUUUGACAACAGAGAGAAAGUUAAAAAGUUUUUAUAUCACAGCGAUGUUUUUCUUAAUGUCAAACACUCAAAUUUUGAUCAACAAAACAAAACCAUCGAUUUAUACUUUACUGUAGUCAUUUGCCCUGAAAUUUGUUUGCAGCUUUCCUAACUCUAGACUUUGAUAUCAUAUUCAUAGCUGAGCUAAUUCACUUCCAUUAAAACUGCAUUUGUAAUAUCAACCUGUCUUUCUUUUUUAACUACAACACAGUCAGUAUGAAUCUCAACAUAAAUCCUUAGAACAUUGGGUUAUCUCUGAAAAGAACAUUAAAGGUUCAGGUUUAUACUCAUGCUGGAACAACCGAAAACUGACAAAUACAUGAUCAGAAAACCGCAAGAAAGUGUUCACGAACAAUUUUGGCUUUUUUUGAGUAUAGUCCUUUGGUUUAUUUGUUUCACUGGUGGCAGAACAAGGUUUGGCAAAGUCAAAUUUAAGCUCACCAAUCUUGUGAAUGCAGCACAGGUCAAUGUUGUUCCUGUCCCUGGUUUUGAUGGGGCCUGGUGCCAGGGUCUGUUUGAUGAUGUUGAUGAAUGGGGCUUUGGUGUUAAUGUGUAGUGCGGCGGUGGUGCUGAGGUUGUCUGCAGUGUGAGACAGGAGACAGAACACGAGCAGAGCUGCUAACUCAUCAUGCUCAGGACACCUGAUGAGGACCAGGUAAAGACCUGAGGACCAGAGGCCGCUCACAGGGUGGAGGGUGAUGCUUUUAUUCUCUGUUAGAGGGAGUUCAUGACACUAUCCAGUGUUGCUCUGUGCAGUUUGAUUUCACGUCCACAAGAAGGUCUGUUUGUAGAUUGUAAGACUUCUAUUAUUAUAGUAUUACUAUUAAACUGUACUUUUUUAAAGUAAUGAUGAUCAGAGAUUUAUUACUUUGUAGACAUAAACAUGUUAUUAACAUUUUAAAAUAUAGAUCCAUCUGAUCUUGUCACUUUUUUUAACAAAAUACCCACCUGAGUUUUCAGAAUGACUGGAAAAUGAUGCUGGUAAAGUAAUAAUUAAAUACAAAAUUUUUUUUAAUCAUCUUCAAAUGCUCUCCUGAUACCUAUGAUUCAAUCUCUUUCUCACGAUGGCCAGCUACAGUGGCGACAGACUAAGCUGAAACAAAUGAAGGUUAGCUUCAACAAGCUGUUUCAUGACACAGAUUAUUAAAACCGUAGGAGUUUGGACUGCUUUGUAUGACUCAGGUUGCCUGUUAGCUCAGGUUCAACUGUAGCUUAACAAACAUUAUUUAUUUCAUUAAAGCAUUCUUAACAUGGUAGUACUUUAAUUAAGCGGCACUGACAGUUUUCUGUUCACAGUUUAAAUUCUGUCCACCUGCUGAUUAGUGGAUUCAUGUUUUAAUGAUGAGCGUCUUUAUUAGGCGUGUUGUCGUGGUUCAUGUUUUACAGUAAAGUUAAGAGUCUGUGCUCUUACAUACAGAUUAAAACCAGCUAUGCUAUCUCAUACUGUGAUUUUUUUCCACAUCAAAUGAUUGUAUAGAUUGGUGCUGAUCAAUUAUGGGCACUCAGCUGAGCUUAAGUUCUGGUUGGAUGGAUAUGUGAGCUUUUAUUUUUUUAUUUUUUUUGCUUCCUGUGAACAUGAGACAGCAGCAAGCAGCCCUCUGUGUGAUUUAGCUCCUUGCUUGGCAGCGUGAAGGUUGCAUAUGAUCUAAUGGUUUGAGUUGCAUAUUACAGCUGCACCUGGAUCUGCAGCAUUUUACAGCUUCUUUGGUUCUUACGAGUGCAGCGCAAACUGAUCACACUGGAUUAUAGAGGGCUGGGUUGUCUGACCGUGCUUGUGUGUGUGUGUGUGUGUGUGUGUGUGUGUGUGUGUGUGUGUGUGUGUGUGUGUGUGUGUGUGUGUGUGCGUGUGUGUGCGUGUGUGUGUGUGUGUGUGUCUGGAAAGAGGAAGAUGAGGAAUGUCUUCUCCUCCGGGGUCUCUUCCUCUGGCUCCUCUCCAGCCCUCGCCUCCUCUGAGGGAGGGGUUUUUCCAAUCUCCAUGCCCGUUUUGUCUAUUUCUGUAUGCCAGGGUAUUCAGGUUGGUGUGUAUCCCUUACACACACGCCGCACAUUCCCCACUGCUUUCUCGUUAUCUCAAGACUCUUCACACUGGAUCUAGUUUUACCCCUCUCCUAAGUCUCGGUUGUCAUCUCUCUCCUCUUCCCGUCCCCCCUCCUCCCAUCUGGCCUUUUGUUUACCUUCUCCAAACAGUGUGUUGUGAUUUUUCUGACUUUUUGUGUCACAGCGGUUUUCAGUAUUUUCUCCUCUCUUGCAGCUGUACGGUGAGUACAGGGAGCAGCUGGGAAACUUUGCCCGACGGGAGGCUGCCCGUUUGCUGACAGAGAGACAAUGGAGGAGACAGGCUGGGGAAAACACUGGCGGCGCUCGCAGAGGCCUCGGCCGACGGCAUCAUCAUCACCACCCUGUGACCUUGGAGUCACAUCAGAGCCACGCCUCUACUACCCAGAAGCCUCGUCCCUACUCCAAAUGCCAAGGUGACCUACAGAGAAGGGGAGUUAUUUUGUUAAAAAUGUUUAACAAAAGAUUUUCUUAGAAGUCUAAGACCAAGACCAACACUUUCUAUCAUCAUGUGUUAGCGGUUGCCAUGGCAUCUUAUAUUCUGACCAAGAAUUAGAGGUGGAAAUUAAUAAAAUACCUUUAAUUCGCCAUUUCAAGGUAAUGGCACUUCACUACCUUGAAGUGUCAGGCAGCAGCAUCCAUCUGUUGGAUCCAGUUUCUGGUUACUUUACACAUCGUGAUUUUACAUGCAACAUGAUGAGCUCAUAAAAUUUGAUGCACUGCUUACGGUUUAAUAAGAGUGUCAUGCAGAAUAUGAUGCAGUCAGAUUUAGUAACAGCUGGUUUUAGGGAUGUAGUCAGGAUUUAAGACCGCCUUCUUUAAUGUUUAUCUGCCAAAUAAAAAAAGGACGUGUAGUUGAUGUGAUUUUCCACCAUAGCAACACAGAAAUGUCAAUUUCCUACCUUACUAUCAACAUCUUUAGAUUCAAGGGUGCGUGGACCCUGCAAUGAAAACCAAAAAAAAUAUAUACACACCAACACAACAGUAAGCCUGCACUCUGAAAAGGAAAAUGAAUACAUACGUACGUGAUUAAAAAGUUGCAAUAUGCAUUGCAAACAUCCAUACAGUUACUGCAAACAUUAAAAAACGUCUCAUUAACUGUGUAUAAAUAAUAGAGCUACACAACUGAUCUCAUCUACAUCUACAUCUACAAGUCCUCGUUUAUCCCAAUAAAUCAGAAAACGUUUAUGUAAAUAAGAUCAGUUUUUCAAUCAGAACACACACAGUUUUUAUUAAACAGAGACCUGUGUACAAUGGUUAUACUUUCAUACUAUUUAGUUUCAAGCUAAAUAAUCUACUCUCAAUUAGUGCAGAUUUAGCGGUGGGAAAAAGUGCAGGAUUAUUGUGUAAGGUAUGAAAAACAGCAGACGGACAAAGUAAUUUCCUAAAAUUCAAUCUGUAAUAUUUGUCUCAUCAUCCCACUUUAUAACAUAAUUGCAGAUUUAAUCCUAAAUAACAAACUUUCUCAUAUCAUGCAGGCCUCAUGCUUGUAUGUUGCUCCACUUAUAUGGAUACUAUGUUGGAUGAAGGGUUGACUCUGAAUCCUGCAUAAUGUGGUUGUGUUGUUUGGGGUGUUUCACAGUUGUUUUCACCUGAAGUAGAAAGUCUUCACUGAGAGCCUUAAAGUAGAAAAGAAGACCUCAUAUCUCUAUAUUCUAUCAUUUUGAUUUUUAGGUAUUAAUCAAAAAUAUUCAUCUCACUUUGUACCUGUAAAGAUUAGAUUAGAUUAGAUUAGAUAAGAUUAGAUAGACUUUAUUAAUCCUUUAAGGAAAUUUCCCUCAAGGAAAUUAAAAUUCCAGCAUCAUCAGUAUGUACAGAAAAAAAGAUCUGAAAAGUCAAAUAAGUAAAAAUACAAUAUAUAUAAAGAAUAACGACAUAAGAAGACUUCAGAUAAAUCAAGUGUUUACAUUUAAAGGGAAGGAGCAGUCUGUCACUGACGGUUGUCUGGUUGAUGAUGACGGUGUCCAGAGUGUGACUGGCAGCGUCCAUAUUGUCCAGUAGUUUGUCCGUCAUCCUCUUCUCUGCCACCGUCACCAGAGAGUCCAGCUUCAUGCCGACCACAGAGCCAACUCAUCUUAUCACUUUUCAAGAGGGCUUUCAAACAUUUAAUAAACAAAAGUAUUUUAAAACUGUUUUUUUUUUAUCUCAUGCAGCGUUGAGUUAGGUGAAAAAUGUAGGGUGGUUUUUAUUUCCUGUAAAUUGUGGUUUUUGAGAUUUAAGGUUUCUGCCCGACAGCAACGAUCUGCUUGGCAUUCAUGUGGUUGAGUCAUGCAGCUGCAGUCCACAGACAUGGAUAUUCAAAGACUUCUAUGUAAAUAGAUAACAUGCUGCAAAUAUUAGAGGGCAUAAUGAUGGAGAAGUGGGGACAGAGGGAUUUGUUAGACUUGUUACACGAUGAGAAGAAAAACGAAUAUUAUGUUUUAUUGACUCGCUUCCUUUUCUUUGGGGAUUUUUAAAUGGCAGCAGACGUAUUUCAUUCAUUCAUUCGACAGGUAGUUUGUAAAUAUACUAAUCUUAUUAGAUUGUUUUUUGAAUAAAGUCAAGUAAAUCAUUAAUACUUUAAGGCAGUCAUACCACAUGAUAUCCCUGAAGAAGGGAUAUGGCAAAUAUGCACAGACAUACAGUAGACACAGCAGCGACAGGGUGCAGCGAGUACAGCAGAAACAUUAAGUACAGCGAUAGACCAUUAACAUGUAGAAUUAUUUAAUAUCACAAGCUGUACAUACAAUCCCCAUUAAGGUGGUUUAGUGUUCUGACUAGAGCCAUUACUGGCCAAGGUUAGUAAUGGCUCAUCAUAAUGUGGCAUCAUGUUUAGUAGAGAUGUAAAGCUCAGAGUUGCAUGAAUGUUGCAUCAGUGAGUGUGUGGGCUGACAAUUUUAUGCCCAAAGUAUCACGGUUAAUAAGCAGGUAAACAUUCAACUCUAGAUGACAUGAGAUGAUGAAGAGGAAGAACUCCCCCUUCAGAAAAAAAUCUGGGGUUAAAGUUAGAGUAAGUUUGUCAUUUUUGAUGAGGUGAUAUGAAGUUGUGUUUCUUUAUUUAAUUGAAAUGGUGGCUAACACUUUACUUGACGCCUAUCUCAAUAACGCAUCACAAACAUAUGUAUAAUGUGUUAUAAUCACGUUAUAGCACAGUAUAACUAUAGUUAUAAACACUCAUAAAUAUUUAUAAUGCUUUAUAGCAAUAAUCAAAACACAUUAUAAAGCAUUUUAUCAUGACUUACAAGGUCAGGUAUUAUAAUGUGUCAUAACUGUUAACAACUCACUGAUAAUGCCCACAUAGAUAAUGCAUUAUACAUAUAUUUAUGAUGAGUUAUAAUUUGCUUAUAAACUUGUAUAAGUAUUAUUAUAAACACUCAUUAAUUAUGAUAUGGCUUUAUAGCAAUAAGCAUAAGUCAUGAUCAAAUGAUUACGAUCAUUUAUGAGUGUUUAUAACUAAAGUUAAACGGUGCUAUCAUGUGAUUAUACUGCAUUAUACAUAUAUUUAUAAUGCGUUAUAGAGAUAAGCGUCAAAUAAAGUGUUACCAAAUGUUGUUUUAAGUAAUGAGAAGGACCAAGAAAAGAGUUAUUUGUAUCAUAUUACUGAAGUAUAAUAUUCACGUAUGACGCUGGCCUUCAGUUUUUGCUGGUUUAAAAAACUGUAAAAUCAAUCGGUAACUCCUUUGCCCUUGUCCCAUUAAGAUAAAGCAGAUGCAUAUCUAAUAAAAAGAUUUGAAAUCAUCAAAUUGUAACAUGUUUUAAAGUUUCGACUUCAUGGAUUAACAUGACUCAAACCCUCCUCAAAGUCAGCGUAUCUUUAAAAUAGCAUGAGAUGCUACUUUACCAGGUAUUUUUUGUGUUUCUUCUUCAACAGCCUUAUAAUUCAGUGUUAAAAUUUUCUAUUAUGUUCUUUUUGCAGGGAACAAAUCCAUUAGUAAAUGCCAAGCUCUGUGAAUCACUCUGAUUGUUCUGCACAUUGUACGCACCUCUGUGUUAUGCUAAAACAUUAUUGCUGCGACCACAGUCACAGCGACUGAUUCCCUCUCAAGCAUGGCUACAAUAGCUAACUGUCAGUAAUUAAAUCAAAUGAUAAACGAUUCAAGAUGAGUCAUUAAUUUAAUCCCUCUGGCCCAGAUUGUUUGGCUCGUGUGCGGCGGUAUAUUGUGAACAAGAUGGGGGAGGACUGGAUUUUCCUGGUUUUACUGGGACUGACAAUGGCUCUGGUCAGCUGGAGCAUGGACUACACCAGUGCAAAAAGCCUACAAGGUAUCAUAAGCCAUGAACACAGAGUAUAGCUGUUACAUUUGUACUCUGAGGAUUCUCCUGUUUUUAAUUAUUCCAUUUAUUCUCUUGUGUGUGAUGCACCUUCCCUGCCCUCUUUUCUCUAUUUUUGUCCUACUUCUCUCCUUCAGCCUACAAGUGGAUGCACGGAGAGCUUAAGGGCAAUGUUGCGCUCCAGUACCUCGCGUGGGUGACUUAUCCCAUGAUCCUUGUCAUGUUUGCCUCACUUUUCUGUCACCUGGUUUCCCCACAGGCCAUUGGUAAGCUCUCCGUCCCCUGUCAGACUCUGUCAUACUCACUUAGCAGCUCUAUCAUUCCUUUUUGUCUUUAUUUAGUUACAUUUGAAAUCUCUUUUGUUGAUUUGCUGAAUUUCUUGUCUUUUUUUCCCCAGGCUCUGGUAUCCCCGAGCUGAAAACCAUCCUGAGAGGUGUGGUGUUGAAGGAGUAUCUGACCCUCAAAGCUUUUACAGCUAAAGUCAUCGGGCUGACUGCAGGCCUGGGCAGUGGUAUGCCAGUGGGGAAAGAAGUAAACAAACACCUUUUUACAUCUCUCUUCUAUUUGUUUGACUGUAUACUUUCUGUUUUAUAAUACCACUGUUAUCCUCCUUCUUUCCUCUCUUCAUCACUAUUUGUUCCUUUUCCAAGCUUGGAGGAUGAUAAAUCGUCUCAUGUCAUGUUUUUCUUCACUCCCUCCGCUUGCAGGACUAAAACAAAUUAUUCCUCCACAAAGGAGUCGAUUCAUUUUUCCUAUUACUGAGGCAGUGCAGCUGUCACAUCCCACAAUUAAACAGUGAUUUAUCUGUUCUGAUAAAACUUGUCCCACUUUAGACUUCUGGUUUUACAGACAAUAGUCAGUGUCUGUGUGGAUAAACAUUACUUGUCACCCAUCUAUGUCAGUGAUUUCCUCCCGUCACCUCCAGGGUCCAUUUGUCCACAUUGCCAGCAUCUGUGCCGCAGUGCUGAGUCGGUUCAUGUCCAUCUUCUCUGGAGUUUAUGAGGUAAGCCGAGGCCCUGACCAAAACAGACACUAUUACUCAAAAGCCUCAUCUGUUGAAUGCACUAACAAAGACAUGAUUUUUUGUUGUCUUUGCUGAUUUUUGCUUUGUCAAACUGCUCUUGAUUUGCACGUACAGUAAACAUUCAUAGUACACUGACCUCUCCUCUAGCACCAUCAUCAGGUCAAAAUUUUAUUUGGUUCAAGACCAAGGACAGUCAAAAGUGAGAGCUGUUAAAUUAAUCUCAGCUGUAAUUUGGAUUCACUCGCAAUCUUUGUAUGCUAACCAAACAUGGCUGCACAAGGUAACUAUUAUGCCAGCAUAGCAUUGCAUCUUGAUGCUCCUUUGCAAGUUUGAUAAGAAAUCACAUGAAAACAAAAUCACCAGGAUAGAGAUUGAAAAAAAAAAAAAAAAAAGCUUUAGCCCUUUAACGCCUGACACCACAAAUUAUGGCCAGAAAAUUCACAUUUUUUUGGAGAUGAAAUGUUUAUUUCACUUACUACUGAAAAGAAAAAAAAAUCAAAACGUUCUUAAAAUUUAAAAAAUAUAUUUAUUUAUCUUGUUUGAUACAGUAGAUGUUUUCGUAAACUAAUAAACUACAAGAAGACAUUUUUAUCAUUUUUCAGACUGUAUUCAGGUGUUUUUUUUAGUAAUUUGUUGAUCAUAUUGAUUUGAUAGAAGUAUAUAAAAGUAUGUAUCAAAUAUAAUACAAAAGGACUGAAAGGGUUAGUAUUAGUAGCUGUAGCCUACUAAAUCUGCCAUUGACAGUAUUUCAGACGACUUUCAACGAGAUAGAGCCGUAAAAAUUCAAUCUUAACACUCCAGCUUAGUUGAAUUGUACUUCAGGUAGCUGUGAUAUCAAUACUGUAACUAGUUUUGGCUGGCGAGAAAAAGCUUAAAACAUAAUGUGCUUCCUAAAAAAACAAACACUGGACUCCUUUUUCUGUUCAAGACACUUUCAAGUAGAUGUGCUAGCAACUUGUUUUUCAUGAGACAGCUGUUCCUCCUUAUCAUGUUUAAUCAAAAUUAGUCUGUAACUGAGUAAAUGCCUUUUUUUCCAGCCUGUGUGAAUGUUUACUGUGUGUAAUCUAUCUUACACUUCAUUUAAUGUUAGAUCACAAAUUAUGGUUUAGAAGUGCUAAAUGCGUUAAAUUUGAGUCGUUUUAAUUGAUAAUAAAGUUCAUUGAAUUUGACGUCAAAGUGAACUUGGGAAUCCUGUGAUUGUUGUUCUCCCCAAUCUGUUGAUCUUCCCCAGCUCACACCCUCUCCACCCCUCCCUUUCUCCUUUGAGUCUUUGUUUUGGCUCGCCCCCUCGCACCUCCUCUAUGUUUGUGUUUCACUGUAUUAAUAGUGUGAUGGUAAUGUCUGGCAUGUGUAUUAACAGUAACCUCCCAUAUCCCUGUCUCCCUCUUUCCCUGCUCUCUCCCCUUGGCUUCUCCAAUUCAUCCUCGCUCAUUUGUGUCGCCUUGUUUUCCCUCCCCUAUCUGUCUCCACCCUUGAACCUUAACCCCAGAAUGGCACCCACAACCAGGACCUGUUGGUGUGUGCGUGUGCUGUGGGAGUGGCCACCUGUUUUGCAGCUCCCGUGGGAGGCAAGUGCUGCCCUGCUCCCCUGAUUUGCUGAGGUCUCCACUCAGCCUUGUCCUCCUGAAAUAACAUCAAUAACAUAAACAUGGAGAUUAAGUCCGACCAGACCAGACAGUGUUGUGCAUUACAAGUGAUGGAAAAGCUGAUAGAUGAGCAUUAACCUAUCAAUAUUGUGGCUGAGUCAUUUGAACAAAAAGUUAAAUUGAAUCAUUAAAUCGUACUGAAAACAAUUUUCCACUUUCCGACUGAAGCUGAGAAGACAAGUAUAUCAGUCUAAAGAUCUAAAUUAUAAGAUAGAGCUAGCCUGACUCUCUUGACAACUUAAAAAAAUAAAAAGGAUCUGUCAGCGACUCUAAAACUAAAAAUAAUACUUAUAUGUUUUAUAUUGUAUUUAUGUUUUUAAAUAAAAUUGAUGUGUGUUAUAAGUUACAACCACUGACUUUAUAUAAAGAUGGAAGAUGCAUCUUAACCUCUUCCUGUCCCUUAAACAUACUACCUAAAUACCCCCUCCUGUCAGGCGCUGAUGUACCGUGCAUCUGAAGCCAGAGUGUAAGCACCAAAGAUUGGCUUACAGAGCCGCCAGAGUGACCCAAUAUCCCUAUUACUAACCAAAAUAUGUUUGAAAUACCAAUAAAAAAACAGCAGAGACCCCUCAGGUGAGCAUAUUCCUGAAAGAGCAGAUAUACAUGUGUUGGUUUGAAACAGUACCUGUUAUGGAAAGUUCGCUGACUUUUAAGUUACUGUUUGCUACGUUUCCUUUUCUCUACAUUAUCUACUAUGCUAAUUAGUUAUUUGCAUAGUUAUACAAAUUAUUUGAUGUAUAUUUUGUUUCUAUAAUUUGACCCAGAUGUCAUCCAGAAAGGCUCAAUGGCCUGUAGGCUGAUGCUACACUGUAGGGGGUCCAGUGACCUGAGUGUUUUGGCUUUACUUUUAGGAAGCUGCAAAAUCAACCAACUUUGUUGUACAGUCAGUGGUCUGAAGGCUAAAUUAGCAGCUGAAACCUUUAUGAAUUAGCGUAGCUCAGCUUAGUUUAGCUUAAUUUAACUUAGCUUAGUUUAGCGUAGCUUAGCUUGGGUUAGCUUAGCUUAGCUUAGUUUAUCCUAGUGCGAGGGCUGAAAUCAGUUAUCUUGGCUCUUUAAAGACAGUCUAUAUAACACAGUAAAUUAUGUUUCCUGAAACCUUAAAGCUCCCUUUGUCUGCUUCUGCAGACAAAGCAGUCUUAGCUUAUUUUGUCUUCUACAUGCUGAAGUAGUGACUUGAAAAAAUCUCUCCUAGUCACUUUUGAAGGUCAAAUGCAUCAUUAUGAACAUUUUAUGUUUGCUUUCGAAUGCCAUGAGGAGACAUGAGUAUGAAUUUCAGUCUAUUUCAUGAACAUCAACAAAAAAUAUCUUCAUAGGAGCUUUAAAAAAGAGAUUCCCCUUUGAGUAGGGCCAGGGCAGCUUUUUCGAUUUAUCUCCAGUUUUUCUGCUAGGCUUGGCUAAAGGACUCCAUCGAGAAUGGUACCAGUUUCAUCAUAAAAAUCUGAACAGAUUGAUUUUGUUAGCCCUGUACCUUAACCUUGACUGACCAAGGUUCUGCAAACUACAAGACCUUACAGAGAACUGAACUUUAUGUUUUCGGCAGACUUACUCUCUUUUUGACAUAUUCUCAAAAAAAAAAAAAAACAAUGUGACAGAGUGUCACUGAUGCUUCAUAUCUUAACUGAGGUUUUAAGGUUGCUCGAACCCUCAUCAUAAAAGGUCAUAUGUUAUAAGUGGAAAUAUUCUGUGUGCUAUCUUUAAUUUUUGGCCUGCAGCUGGCUUCAGCUGUUUGUAAGGACGUUGUGACCACGCGGGUUGUCUCCUGACUGCUUAAUUGCUUGACUGAUCACUCUCACUGGCAUGUGCAUGCUCUGCUUUAAAUCCUCUCAGAGUGAUUUUUAACCUCUUCUUAAUCACUUCUUCACACCACACUCCAGUGAUCAUUAUUUAUUCACUUUAUUCCGUUUUGCCUCCCCCCUCUCUCCCUCUCUCUCUCUCUCUCUCUCACUGUGGUUCCCAUCGUGUCCUCUCCUCCUCAUCUCCUUUUCUCGUACACUGACUCCCACUCCUGUCUGUCUCUGUCAUUCCUUGUCACUUUCAUUUCCUCCCCUUCAUCACAUCUCUCCUGUCAUCCCUCAUUGUCUGUCUCACCCCGUCGUUUCCCUCUUGUUUCUCCCCCCCUCUGUUUUCUGUGUCAGUAGAACCCUUACGGUUACACAGAUAUUCUGACUGUUGGCUGUGCCGUAGGGGUGGGAUGCUGUUUCGGCACUCCUUUAGGAGGUACUGUACAACUUGCAUGCUCACCUCACAUGACAAGAAUCUUAGAAUCCCUUAACUCAAGCAGUGAUUGCACAAGCAUGAUAAAGAAAGCGAGUCAAGACAAAAUAGUGCCCUCUGUUUCACUUAAUAUGAUUACAAUAUCUUUAGUAUGAUCAAAUAUGAUUUGGCGUUUUGAUUAAGAACUGGCUCUGAUUGGCUUAAAUUUAAAGCAUUCACGUGUAAAAUGAAAUGUCAAAAUCACAACUUAUUCAUCAGUCUUGUUUACUCGCUUCACAUUGAUGCAGCAAUUUCUAGCUGCAGUGGUUGAAUAUGCAAGAUAUCAAAAAUCUACACACAUGAAACCUGUCAAUCAGAGAUUAAACAGACCUAAGUUCACCGCAUUUCAACCUGAGGUCACUCAAAGUUACUCUUUACAAUAACAUCCACUUAUUUUGUUUAAAAAAAGAGGGCGUUCAGUAGAAAAAAAUAAUUUCAUUCUUCUUGAAAGUGGGUUGAACUCUGGAAACUGGACUGAUAGUGGGGCGUUAAGAUAUUUGAACGGGUCAACUUUUCCUGCGGAAAGUUGUAAAAGGCUUAUUUCAGUCUUUACUCAUAUAUUAUUGACCAGGUGGGAAGAAAGUUUUAUGGACGAGGAAACUAUAACACAACACAACACAGAAUAAAAGGAGCGACUCCAUCUGUGAUUUCUGAUAUUUCAAAAACAAGUUUGAUAGUCCUGGAGUUUAGUUAUAUUUCAGAUUAAGACCAGGUAACUGGAACCUUUUGUCUAAAUCAAGAGCCACAUGUACAGUUAUGAAAAAGCAGAUAAAUAUAAACCCACUGGUAACCUCCAUAUUUGGUAAACAUUUAUACCUGUUUGUGAGUUUGUGUGUAUUUUACAGGCUGUGUGAGUAGGUGUUUAGUAGUGUAAUAUGUGUGUAGACACACUCUGGCUCUCAAAUUAUGUGUAAUUAUACCCUUAACUUCAAGUGACUUUGGAAUUAUUUUAACUAAUCUUAAUCUCUCUCUCUCUGUCUCUCUCUCUGUCUCUCUCUCUCUCUCUCUCUCUUUCUGUCUCUCGCUCUCUCUCUCUGUUUUCUCCAUUUUCUUUCACUCUCCUCUUUUCCUCUGCCCUUCUUCUCUUUCACACCGUCCAUCCUCAUUUGACUGUCUUGUUUAAUCCCUACUCUGUUCUCUCUCUCUCUCUCUCUCUCUCUCUCUCUCUCUCUCUCUCUCUCUCCCUCUCUCUCUCUUUCUCUCUCUCCCUCCACUAGGAGUGUUGUUCAGUAUUGAGGUCACGUCUACCUACUUUGCAGUGAGGAAUUACUGGCGAGGAUAUUUUGCCGCCACGUUCAGCGCCUUCAUAUUUAGGGUGCUCUCUGUUUGGAACAAGGAUGCUGGUGAGAGGCAGAGCACACACACACACACACACACACACACACACACACACACACACACAAACACACACACACACACACACACUGUUGUUAAAGACUUGCUGAGCUGUCAUUUUAUGGAAGGAGUUGAAUAAGAUGGCUAAGUAACAAUUGCUGCUUGAGAUAAACCAGAAAAUUUUCAAGUCAAAACGUCCAAUUCAUCCCAUCAUACUCAUCAUGUAUCACAGAGGCUUCUUGUCCUUGACGGCCACUGUCUCUUCACUGGCUGGAGGGGUGAGGAGAGGAGCAUUUCAAUUAAGAGUUUGACCUCUGGAUAUUGCUAAAAAUUCCUGUUUCUACACACUGUGUGACCCCAAUUAUAUGACAACAUUACAUUGUUAGUCUCAACUUCCAUUCAUCCAUCAUCUAUACUGCUCAACCCAUUGGGGGAUACCUGUCCCAGUCGCUAUCACAGGGCUUAUGUAGAGAUGCUUAUUGGCGAUCUAGUGAGACCAAAUCAUUUCAUUUUGACCGUGAAGAGAUCAAAUGUGUAGAGAACCAACCAAAAAGCAUGCAAACUGUCCUCAGGUGGGGAUUUGGACCUGGAUUAUUCACUGGACCUGUGCAGCUCUGUAUAAACUCAUCCAGGGAAAUGUCAGUGUCAGUCUAGUGCUUAGAGCUUGAAUCUGCAACCUCAGUUGUAGAAAUACAGAUUUUUGCAUUUAAAGUAACACAAAACAUUUUUAAAAUGGUUUAAUCUCUGUUUAUCUUGUUUAAAUUACUUUGAUAACACUUUACAACAACUGUAAUUUAUAAAUGGUAAAUAGAAAGUUUAUUAAUGUUUAAUCAUCAUUUAAAAACAGCAUAUAGACUAAUUAUAAAUGGCAAAUAAAUAGUUUAUUAAUGUAAAUUAAUAGUUACUUUACCACUAACAAACAAUGAAAUUAUGAUUAAUAAUUUUCAUUAAUUAUUAAUGGACUAUUUAUUAAAGGUUUAUAUAGGGUUUAAAUAUUGGUUGUAAAACAUCUAGAUUAAAAUGUGUGUCAGUAGCACUUUGUAGAUGGUUAAUAUUUAGUUUUUAAACCAUCUUUAAACAUUACUUAGAUGUUUAUUGUAAAGUUAUGUUUAGGUUUUUAAAAUUGUAAAAUUUAUAAUUUAUUAAUGGUCUGUAUACUAUCUAUAAAUGAUGAUUAAACAUUAAUAAACUAUCUGCUCACCAUGUAUAAAUGGUCUGUUUACCAUCUCUAAGUUAUGGUUAUUGUAAAGUGUUACCGUUACCUUUUAUUUUUUUAUAUUGCAAAUAUAGUUCCAUAUGAGUAUGCUAUUUUCAUACAUCCAUUAUCUGUACGGGUUGGACCCCCUUUUGCCUUCAGAACUGCCUCAAUUCUUCGUGGCAUAGAUUCAACAAGGUGCUGGAAGCAUUCCUCAGAGAGCUUGGUCCAUAUUGACAUGAUGGCAUCACACAGUUGCCGCAGAUUUGUUGGCUGCACAUCCAUGAUGCGAAUCUCCCGUUCCACCACAUCCCAAAGAUGCUCUAUUGGAUUGAGAUCUGGUGACUGUGGAGGCCAUUUGAGUACAGUGAACUCAUUGUCAUGUUCAAGAAACCAGUCUGAGAUGAUUCCAGCUUUAUGACAUGGCGCAUUAUCCUGCUGAAAGUAGCCAUCAGAAGUUGGGUACAUUGUGGUCAUAAAGGGAUGGACAUGGUCAGCAACAAUACUCAGGUAGGCUGUGGUGUUGCAACGAUGCUCAAUUGGUACCAAGGGGCCCAAAGAGUGCCAAGAAAAUAUUCCCCACACCAUGACACCACCACCACCAGCCUGAACGUUGAUACAAGGCAGGAUGGAUCCAUGCUUUCAUGUUGUUGACGCCAAAAUCUGACCCUACCAUCCAAAUGUCGCAGCAGAAAUCGAGACUCAUCAGACCAGGCAACGUUUUUCCAAUCUUCUAUUGUCCAAUUUCGAUGAGCUUGUGCAAAUUGUAGCCUCAGUUUCCUGUUCUUAGCUGAAAGGAGUGGCACCCGGCGGGGUCUUUUGCUGCUGUAGCCCAUCUGCCUCAAAGUUCGACGUACUGUGCGUUCAGAGAUGCUCUUCUGCCUACCUUGGUUGUAACAGGUGGUUAUUUGAGUCACUGUUGCCUUUCUAUCAGCUCGAACCAGUCUGGCCAUUCUCCUCUGACCUCUGGCAUCAACAAGGCAUUUCCGCCCACAGAACUGCCGCUCACUGGAUAUUUUUUCUUUUUCGGACCAUUCUCAAUUUCUCUGUAAACCCUAGAGAUGGUUGUGCGUGAAAAUCCCAGUAGAUCAGCAGUUUCUGAAAUACUCAGACCAGCCCUUCUGGCACCAACAACCAUGCCAUGUUCAAAGUCACUCAAAUCACCUUUCCUCCCCAUACUGAUGCUCGGUUUGAACUGCAGGAGAUUGUCUUGACCAUGUCUACGUGCCUAAAUGCACUAAGUUGCCGCCAUGUGAUUGGCUGAUUAGAAAUUAAGUGUUAACGAGCAGUUGGACAGGUGUACCUAAUAAAGUGGCCGGUGAGUGUAGUUCCAUAUGAGUAUGCUAUUUUCAUAAAUCCAUUAUCUGUACGUUAGCCCUGUGAUAUGCUAGCAACUUGUCCAGGGUUUACUUUGCCUCUCGCCCAAUGACUGCUGGAUUAGGGGGUAGUUGAUUUUAGUAGGUAGAAAUGAAACAAAACACCUCAAGCUUGAGACAAUUAGUACAAAAAUAAGACACUGAAAUGAAACUUUUUGUUCUAAAUUUCAUUUAUCUUUCUCUGACUUUCAGUCACCAUCACAGCUCUUUUUAAAACUAACUUCAGGAUGGAUUUCCCCUUCGACCUGCAGGAGCUGCCUGCAUUUGCAAUAAUCGGGUGAGAAUAUUAUAACACAAAAACUUGCAUGCCAGUGUUCAUGUGUGUGCUAAUGUCUUCACUUUCCAUUUUUAUACGCCAUUGAGGUUUCGAGUACAUGCCAUGUCUGCACAAACUCCUUGUCCUUGUGCAGGUUAAAUAGUAAAAUAAGUUUUUCCAUAAUGUUUCAGGAUCUCCUGUGGCUUCCUGGGGGCAUUUUUUGUCUACCUGAACAGACAGGUGGUGCUCUUCAUGAGACGGCCGACAGCGCUCACACGCUUCCUAACCAAACAGUGAGACCCCGGCACACUCACAUGACCGUAUGCUCCCUACUGUCGCGGAUUAAUGUGGCGCUGCGCUCUCAAACUACAGUGAUUCUGGUUGUGAACGCUGUUCCAAGACACUAAAACCAUUUGUGCAUUCAAACUCAAUUCCUCUUAAUGUGUCUCAGCUCCACUCUCCCAACUCAUCAGUCUCACAACACUGGCCCGGACAGCAGCAAAGCCUUAACAACCUUUCAGCCAGUUAUUCACUCAAUGUGGAGAUUCACUUAUCCUCUGAGACUGAGCAGUCAGGGAACAUUAGCCUCCACCAUUAGAGAGAAGAGCAGCAGCAGGAGAGCCAUGCAAUCAGCGCUGCUACACACUUGUACUGACACUGUUAUUUCUGUUACAACCGCUGCUUGUUAUGCCAUGUUGUGGGUUUCUGAGAGUACACUAGGCUUUCUAUAAAUGGCUUUGUGUUUCUGUGUGUGUGUGUGUGCCCAGUCGAUUGAUCUAUCCCGGUGCUGUAACACUGAUCAUCGCCACUCUCACCUUCCCCCCUGGAUUUGGACAGUUUAUGGCUGGAGAGGUAAGUCUGAAUCGAUCUCAUGCUCUCCAACUUCUUUUUGAUGUGUGAUCAUAAAUAUUUAUGAUAUUCCAGAAAAAGGAGGUCAGUGGGGUUUGCACUGCGGGGGUUGUCAUGUUAUGCUGUGUAAGAAAGGCCUCAAGUAUUUGAAUUUUAUAAGCAACUUUGAAGGAAACUCCAUCAUUUUACACAUCAAAGUAUGUUUAUAAGUCUCGGGAAUGCUGAGAUGUGUAAGAAAUGUUGUAUAAAAUCUUUUUAGCUAUUUGAAGACUAAAAAAAGCCGAAAAAGAUAUCGUUCAAGUAGAUGGAGGGGAAAACUGCCAGUUUGGAUAAUGGAGAAAUUGUCGACUACUUCAUCUACUCAAAGGGAUAUUCGGGCGUAAAAUUAAGUUAGGGUCAAACACACCGUAACACUGAGUUGGACACCCCAUCGAAAGAUGAAUAUUUCUGACUGCUUGCUUCUCUAGUUAUACCAACUUUAGUAACAGCCGCAGAUAGAGAUACACAGAGUCACAUGCUCAACCAAAACACCAGUCUAUAGCCACAAAUAAUGCUCAGAACAGCACCUAACUUUAUCAACAGCACAUAUAGGGUCCCAGCCAUAGUACUAGUCACCAAACAUCUUUUUAACUUUGCCUAAUUUCCUUCGCAAAGAGACUAAAAACAACUCACCCACUCUCUUCCAGCAGCCGCUUGUUUGUAUGGAGUCCAUCUAAUGCACCGUAUUUAUCAUUUUGCCCUGCAGACGCUGUAGAUGUUCUGCCUUAAUGUCUUGAUCUGAUUGCAUUUCCAUGAAGAGAUGAUCAUAAAUGUUCUUCCUUGAGCUGCGUCAACCCGCUGCAGUCCGUAAUGGACUCACCCGGAGGUCUUCGUACGAACAAGCGGCUGCUGGAGGAGAUAGAUCGAGUUGUGUUUAGUCGCUUUGCUAAAGAAAUCCGGUGAAGUUAGGUGCUGUUCUUCUGGGUAUUAUUGGUGGCUAUAGAGUGGCUUUUUGAUUGAGCGCGUGGCUCUCUGUAUUGCUAUCUGCAGUCAUUACAAAAGUUGGUAUAACUAGAGAAGCAAGCAGUCCGCAACAUUAAUCUCUCGAGGGGGUGUCUAACUCGGUGUUGCGGUGUGUUUAACCCUAACUUAAUUUUACGUAGCAGGACAAAGCACUUUUAGCACAAUCAUAAAAGACAAGACACUCUGUUUAAACAAUAUUGUGCAAUAAAACCCUUGCACUGCACUUUUGUGUAUUUUCCAGUUGAUGCCCAGGGAGUGCAUCAACUCCUUGUUUGAUAAUUUCACCUGGACCAAAAUCUCCGGAUCCCCUCUCCCACCGGGCCUGGGUCGCUCAUCCGCAUGGCUCCAUCCUCAAGUCAGCGUCUUCAUCAUCCUUGUCCUCUUCUUCAUCAUGAAGGUAUCCCUCCCAACGUCUGUGUGAAGCAGAUGUUGCUUUGACAUACUGUACGUGUUACAGCAGAAAUAAAACUCUGUCUUUUUCCCACCUUGAGUCUAUUUUUUUGUGUCGCAGUUUUGGAUGUCAGCAGUUUCCACCACGAUGCCCAUCCCCUCCGGCGCCUUUAUGCCAGUGUUCAUUCUUGGUAAGAGGAUUUUAUAAUGCAAGCGCAGUUUCUCCUGCUGAGCUUUAGUUCAUUUUUUUCUCAACCAGCAUGUUUUAUCUCUCUCUCAAAGGAGCUGCGUUCGGUCGUCUCGUGGGGGAGAUCAUGGCCACUCUUUUCCCAAAUGGAAUCCUGUUUGAUGGGAUUGUUUACCGAAUCUUACCAGGAGGUUACGCUGUCAUUGGUCAGUCUGAUCACCACAGAGCUAUGCUUUUGUUACUCAACGCUUUGAUACUUACUGAAGAGACUAUACCACACUGUACUUCCUACCAGGUGCAGCAGCGAUGACGGGAGCCGUCACACACACAGUUUCCACAGCAGUUAUCUGCUUCGAGCUGACGGGUCAAAUCUCUCACAUCCUUCCUAUGAUGGUGGCGGUCAUCCUGGCUAACAUGGUGGCCCAGGGUCUGCAGCCCUCUCUCUACGACUCCAUCAUCCAGGUCAAGAAGCUGCCCUACCUGCCUGAGCUGGCCCUCGGGCACAUCAGGUGAAGUUCAGACACUUAAACCCUCGACAUGUGCGUUGAUGUCCUCUGUACAGUUCAAGUGUUUACAGAGUAUCUCCUCUUCUUCAGCAAGUAUAAUAUUUUUGUGGAGGACAUCAUGGUGCGCAAAGUGAAGUUCCUGUCUUCUCAGUCCACCUUUCGAGAGCUGAAUUUUCUGUUAGAGAAUUCAACUCUGAAAACCAUCCCCUUGGUCGACUCUAAGGGUGAGUUGACUUCAUUGGUUCAACGCCCCCACAAACACAAAUUAAAGUUGUGUCCUAAAACUUUGUAUCAGACAAAAUAAGCAAAUCCACAAAUGUUAAACCAUGCCUCUUCUACUCCUCUUUUUGCAGAAUCCAUGAUCCUUCUUGGCUCCAUUGAGAGGACGGAGCUCCAGGCUGUCUUUGACUGGUGGCUGUCUCCGGAGAGGCGAGUCUUUGAGAGGUGUCAAAACUCACCUGGCCAGGGCACCAAAGUCAGCUGGGAGUCUUUCACCUUUGUAGAUGAGGAGGGUGCAGAGGAGGGUGCGGACAAGGUGAAAAAGGAAACUAAAUCAACUCACAGUGAGAACUUUGUAUCUGAAAUGAUAUUUUGCGUGUUUGUGUUGUACCUGCAGACUGUUCCAGUGCAGGAGGAAUGUAAUGGGCCUGUGCCGUCCCCCAAACCUCAGGAGCCCUCCACCAACCACACAAGCUCAGGUAGCAUUUCCUCUGCACAAAAAGAUGACCAAACAAACGUCACUUCUGUUCUGACGUGUGUUUCCAUAUCGUGUCCUCAGACAAGCGUAAGCUGCCGUCUGUCAGGAGGACCCUUCAGAGACUCUUCUCCUCCACGUCUUCUUCAGGACAGACUGAAACUCAGGUAGGAUUAACCUCACAUACGCAUCAGUUCAACCCCAAAAGCUCAAAGCGCAUCACUGAUCUGCUGUCCAGUGACAGCUCAGGCAGGGUCAUUGGUUCAACACAGCUGCUUGAGCCAACUGUGAUCACAUGAUAGGAGAAGUAUGAAUAUGACUCCGUAUCUCCUAAUGGCUUUUUUAAUAUGUCUUUUUGUCCCCCUCUUACUGUAGGAGACCACACCUCCUACGCUGACUGACACCAUGACCCCAGAGGAGGUACUGUACAUUAUUGAUAACACAGCCAACAAUAAGACGAAUCCAACUAAGUCAAUCAAUAAACAGUUAAAAGCUCCACUCUUCUCACUCUGAUUGGCUGUUGCAGAUCAAAGCCUGGGAAGAAGAAGAGCUCAAUAAACCGAUCGAUAUGGAGCAGAUACGUAUAGACCCCUCCCCCUUUCAGCUGGUGGAAAGAACAUCACUGCACAAGGUAACGUCAACCUCACCCGGGGGACAGGUGACAGGUUUCAGAAUGUGAUGAAAUAUGGUGAUUUGUAUGGAUUAGACAAAGAUCCAACAUGCUAUGUCUUUUUUUCUAACUUAAAGGGGCAGUUCAUCAAUUUUUCAAGGAGGUCUGGGGGGCUAAAUCAGGGGGAUGCAAAAGUAGAGUGAAAACUAUGAUUUUAAAGAUAAGGGUGGGGUGGGGUUUAACCAUAGACUGUAUAUACUACGGACAACUUGGUUUCACCUUCUGCCAGUGUACGGAUUUGAAGCCGAGAAGCUCUUGGUAAUUCCAUGACUUUUCUCCAUUUCCUGAAACCAACAUUGCGCAGUAGCAUUGUACACAUUCGGCGGCAGAGUCGCUGUGAUGACACUCGGCUCAAACAGCGUAUCCCCCAGGCAAGUUUCGUACACCCAUAGGCUGUAUCAAGUAUCAAUCAUAGAAAAUAUGAACCCCCUAAUAACUUGGACUUGUGCACAAACCAGUCUUAUAAUAACUAUGUCAACAUCACAAAUGGGGGAGAAAAAAUUAUAUUCUGUGUAAUUAAUUUCUAAAGUUUGUCCACAGUCCCAUAAGCCUUGCUGGAGGAGGCGGGAUUUAUGACCUAUACUGCAGCCCAUCAACAGAAGGUGCUGUUCCUGCUGUGGCUUCGCCCAGUAAGGAGGCAGACGGCGUCCAUUCGAUAUACAGUCUAUGUGUUUAACUAAAAAGUUGCAUCAUGGGACAUGUAGUCUGCAGGACAAAAAAAACAUGCUGUCUGAGAAUUUUGUGUCUUGAGAGUCAUGAAACAUGGACGCAGUCUCAGCUGCAUCACCCACAGGUUUAUAAAGAGGCAUUUUGAAGCCACACGAUGGCAGUCGCUGUAAUGUAAGUGCUGACUCAACCAAACUUUUUGUCAACCUCAGACAAAGAGGUGUGGCCUAACUUCUUCAAUCUUCAAUAACUAUUCAUUUUAAUAUUUUCAAAACAAUUAGUUAUUUUUAAGAAAUCAACCCCUUUACAGUAUAUGAGUAAAGAAAUCAGCUGUUCAAACCAAAACUGGUAUAGACCACGUGUCAUCUUUCUGUAAAAUUGACGCAAUAAUAUGGGUCUUUCGGGUAUUUCCUGGGUUUUUGGAGACAGCCUCUUGUGGACACUUUAGGAACUGCAGCUCUUUGCACUCCUACAUUGACCUCAUUUUUUAGCACCAGAUGCUGCUGCUUGCCCCUGAACUUAUAAGAGUAGAAAUUAAACUCUUUUUUAGUUAAUUGUUUCCAUAAAGAAAGACAGUCAGUGAGACCACAAAACUCCUUUUUUGUAUCUUACCAAACACUGAACUUGUGCCCCCACUAAGCUUGAGAACCUGAAUCUUAACCGACUUGUUGUGAUUCAUGUUAUGCAGCAGAGGAAGAUAUUUCCCUUUUUCUUCUUUGAGAUAUUUCCUAAGCACUGGUGCAGCUGUGCGAGCAGAGUAUUGUCGCACAUUAACCCACUCAACAGUGACUGCAUCAUGUCCUCCUCUGUUUCCCAGACACACACCCUGUUCUCUCUGCUGGGUCUCAGUCACGCCUAUGUCACCAGUAUUGGAAAGCUGGUGGGUGUCGUAGCGCUGAAGGAGGUAAAAUCGCUUCUUUAUUUCACUCCUUUUUUAGUUUCACUGUUGUGUUGAUGCCCUCUCUCUUGGUUGGAUUUUUAAUGCAGCAUGACAGUGAGAUGUGAUGAUCUCAGUUGUUCUCUCACUGGGUGCAUCAUGCUCUGAUUCAUGUAGUUAUUCCAUCAACCGCCCACAGCUCUUCCCUACAAUGGCACUUCAACACGGUUUUUUGCUUUUUCUGAUGUCUCAGCGUGCAUAUCAAUCCUUGUCCCUCUUUUUUCCACAGUUACAGAAAGCCAUAGAGGGCUCCACGCGCAGCGGGGUGAGACUUCGACCCCCUCUGGCUAGCUUCAGGGAUGCCAGCAGGAAAGCCAAAAAGCACCAGCUUCCCUCUUCCACCCCUUCCUCCCCCACACGGGACAGGGACCUGUGGGGGGAGGGGAGCCUGAGGGAAGGGGAGCUGGCAAAGAUGGAGUCCAAGGAGGAUUUCCAAGGGACUGCACCGUCUUCCAGGGGUGACUCUGCUCCUCCCUCGCCCAGCAGCAUAGAGCGUGGCUCUGCAAAUCCAACAAGAGGAGCUGAGACUGCUUCAGAGCAGCCUGCGUCCCCUUCUACUUCCUCCCCUACCUCACCUUCACCUCCUGCCUCUCCUGUGUCACCCACCAGCCCUGUGCUCACUCUUUCCUCCCUGCAGGAGGAUAGGGAGAGUGAGGAGUCCGAUGAACCCAUAUAG
This is a messenger RNA of Xyrichtys novacula (pearly razorfish), 30520 nucleotides long. The record is from the annotation of a GenBank genome assembly. NCBI's taxonomy places the organism in Eukaryota, Metazoa, Chordata, Actinopteri, Labriformes, Labridae.